Phodopus roborovskii (desert hamster) is the source of this 8878-nucleotide messenger RNA. It is a transcript of the gene Fgd6, whose product is annotated as FYVE, RhoGEF and PH domain containing 6. Gene Ontology annotation, biological process: regulation of GTPase activity. NCBI's taxonomy places the organism in Eukaryota, Metazoa, Chordata, Mammalia, Rodentia, Cricetidae. Gene Ontology annotation, cellular component: cytoplasm. The record is from RefSeq and is a predicted model, not a curated record. Gene Ontology annotation, molecular function: metal ion binding; guanyl-nucleotide exchange factor activity. Bases 118 to 4377 code for a protein of 1419 amino acids. The transcript is spliced from 21 exons.
CGCUCGGGCGGCUCUGCUCGGGUGCGGGACGGAAUGUGCGCGCUUCCCCUGCAGACUCUGGGGAGCGUGGACUGAGCGGGAGCCAUGGACUGAGGGCGUGAGCCGCGCGGGGCAGUCAUGACUUCUGCCGCGGAGCUUAAGAAGCCACCAUUGGCUCCCAAGCCAAAGUUAAAAGGGACAAAUAACAAGCCGCUGCCCCCUCCCAUUGCACCUAAACCGGACAUCGUGAAUGCUAGUGUUCCACAGUUAACAAAGAAAACCAAGCCGACAAUUGCACCAAAACCAAAAGCCCUGACAAACUCAGUUGUUCAAGACCUCAAGCAGCCAUCCUCGAAGAAGCUCCCUUUGAACCUAGAGGAACAGGAGCCAGAAUUGCCUGAAAGCACGGACAAGUUUAAUUGCAAAGAUGUCGGGGGUCCACAUAGUGAUUAUAUUUUACCAACAUGUUCCUGCAGUUCUGGGUGUACUCAAGAGCCUGGGAAUAGAGAAAGUCUAUGUGCAAAGCAACUUAUUUUAAAGCCUCUGGGAAUGAAAGACAAUGUAGAGAAUAAUAAAAACGGUGAGUCCUCUUCAACUGCAGAGAGGGGGAAUAGGUGGGAUUCCCGUGGUGAAAAGGGCAGGAGCCAAAGUGGAGUUAUUUUAAAGGCAAGCAUCUUAGAAGAGAAGCUCAAAGAGGUUUUAACGCGACAGCAGUCACCUUGUGGUUCCCCCAGGAAGCACAGAUCUCCAAACAAGACAGCAAUGAAUGGCGACUAUAGUUGUAGCAGACAGAUGAGAAUUGAGUUUGCAGAUGUGUCCCCUUCCCGAUCCAGCUUUGAAAAAGUUCCUGCUCAUCAUAGCUGUCACCCUCAGCUCCCUAGGGAUGAAUCUCAAAAUCUUGAGAUUUGUCACGCUGGCAACUCUAAGAGCAACAGUCACUUUCAUUCACGUGAACUAGAUGACAGGAACUUGUCUUCAGACGGAACUAAUAAGAAGACAGAGGUCACAGAUCUUGGCCCUUUAGAAAUUCACUUAUUACCCUGUACCUCAAAGUUUCCAACUCCCAAGCCCAGAAGGACACAUGCUGCUCGUCUGCUUCGCCAGAAGUGUGUAGAUACUCCUAGCAAAAGUGCUGAAGAGCCAGAGAAUUCAAACAGUGGCUCUUCUUGUCUCCUCGAAGAUAGUUCGAAAAACAAUCAAGUCAGUGUUCUUCAUGAGAAGGUUUCGUGUAACCAGGGACAAGAGGACAAAGUGAAGCCAGCAAAUAAAAGGACAGUGACUAGUGAUUCCAAGAGUGACAGACAAGAUUCAGUCAACUCACAGAAAGCUGAGUGUCAUGAAACGUCUUCCUCUGAGAAAGCAGCACCUAUUUUAGAUGCAGACUCUAUUUUGAGUCCUGACAGGGCAGCAGAAGAUGGCUCUGGGAUGUUACCUGCUGUGGACAAAGGAACUGGUUUUAUACAAUGCAGUACUCAGUCUGAGAGCUUGCCUAAGCAAGUCAAAUUAUCCUGCACUGAACACUCGCCAACUACCUGUAACAUGGAAUUGUCUGUUCCUCAAAUGCAAAAGGAACCUUCCUCUAAAAUUGUUCCCAAAAAACCUCAAAGACACAGCUUGCCUGCUGCAGGUGUGCUUAAGAAGGCUGCUUCUGAGGAACUUGUAGAAAAAAAUUCUUGUUCUUCAAGCAAAGCAACAAAUUCAGAGAAAGGCUUAGAGAGAAACCACCUUCAGCAUUUGGGUCCCUUAAACCGUGGUAUAUCAUCAACAUCUUUUGAUAUACCUAACUCAACUUCAGAAAAGCCAGUGUGGAAAUUACCUCAUCCUAUUUUACCUUUUUCAGGGAGCCCAGAAUCCUUGAAGCGUGUCACUUUAUCCUUAAAUAAUGAGCCAUCUAUUUCCCUCACUAAGCCAAGAGCAAAAUCAUUACCUGCUGUGGAUAUGGACAGGUGUAAUAAACCUUGCAAAGAACCUCCAAAGAAAACUUCUUUUAAAAAGUUGAUUAAUGUGAAACUGUCCAUUGGUUUCAUAAAGAGUGACUUUCAGAAAUUUAGGUCGAAAAGUUGUCAGCAUGCGGAUGUCACAACUGGACAUCUGCUCAGCAGAGAGCCGAAAGGGAUUGAAAGUGAUUGGCAGGGUUUAGUGAAAGCCGAAGAAAAGAGGAGUAAACCCAUCAAGGCAUAUUCUGCAGAAAACUGCAGCCUGGAGUCUGAAAAGGUGAAAUCCUGGGGCCAGAGCAGUGCAGCUAAUAAUGGUCAGAGAGCUGAGUCUUUGGACGACCAGCUACUCUCCAGGGACUCUUCCUGCCAGGUGUCUUACAAGUCUAGUACAAUUGGCUGUGUCCCAGAGUAUGAAAAUGUACGCCAUUACGAGGAGAUCCCAGAGUAUGAAAAUUUACCCUUUGUUAUGGCUGGUGGGAAAACUCCAGAGUUGGGAUGGCAGAAUUCCAGCAGUGUGGAGGACAUUGAUGCAAAUCUGUAUGAAGUAGAAGAGCCCUAUGAUGCUCCAGAUGGCCAGCUGCAACUUGAUCCUAGACAGCAGCCUUCCAGUUCUGGAACAUCGCAGGAGGGACAGGAUGAUCUCCACCUUGGUCUUGGUGACCUCCCCUCGGAUGAGGAAGUCAUCAAUAGUUCUGAUGAAGAUGAUGACAGCUCUGAGUCCAGUAAAGGAGAGCCAGACCCGCUGGAAGAUAAACAGGAUGAAGAUACUGGAAUGAAAAGCAAAGUUCAUCAUAUUGCCAAGGAGAUCAUGAGCUCAGAGAAAGUGUUUGUGGAUGUGUUAAAACUUUUACAUAUUGAUUUCCGGGAUGCUGUAGCCCAUGCAUCCAGACAACUUGGGAAGCCCGUGAUUGAGGACCGGAUCCUGAACCAGAUCUUGUACUACCUGCCUCAGCUGUAUGAGCUCAACCGGGAUCUCCUGAAGGAACUGGAGGAAAGAAUGCUGAGCUGGAAUGAACAACAAAGGAUUGCUGAUAUCUUCGUAAAGAAGGGGCCGUAUUUAAAAAUGUAUUCCACAUACAUCAAAGAAUUUGAUAAGAACAUAGCUUUGCUGGAUGAGCAGUGCAAGAAAAACCCAGGAUUUGCUGCGGUUGUUAGAGAAUUCGAGAUGAGCCCACGGUGUGCCAACCUGGCCCUGAAGCACUACCUGCUGAAACCAGUUCAGAGGAUCCCUCAGUACAGGCUGCUGCUGACAGACUAUUUAAAGAACCUCCUAGAAGACUCUGUGGAUCACAGGGACACCCAAGAUGCCCUAGCUGUUGUUAUAGAGGUAGCCAACCAUGCCAAUGACAUCAUGAAGCAAGGGGACAACUUUCAGAAGCUCAUGCAGAUUCAGUACAGCUUAAGUGGGCACCAUGAAAUUGUGCAACCUGGGCGGGUUUUUCUCAAAGAAGGCAUUCUGAUGAAGCUGUCUCGGAAAGUCAUGCAGCCCCGAAUGUUUUUCCUGUUUAACGAUGCCCUGCUGUAUACAACACCCAUGCAGUCUGGGAUGUACAAAUUGAACAACAUGCUCUCACUGGCCGGAAUGAAGGUCAGAAAACCCACCCAAGAAGCAUAUCAGAACGAAUUAAAGAUUGAAAGUGUAGAGCGCUCUUUCAUCCUCUCAGCCAGCUCUGCCACAGAAAGAGAUGAGUGGCUGGAGGCCAUAUCCAGGUCAAUAGAAGAGUACGCCAAGAAGAAGACCACCUUCUGCCCCAGCAGGAGUCUUGACGAGGACUCAGAAAAGAAAGAGGACGUCAGUCCUCUUGGGUCAAAGGCGCCCAUCUGGAUUCCUGAUACCAGAGCCACCAUGUGUAUGAUUUGCACAAGUGAAUUCACUCUGACCUGGAGAAGACAUCACUGCAGGGCCUGUGGAAAGAUUGUGUGCCAAGCUUGCUCAUCAAAUAAGUAUGGCCUAGAUUACCUGAAAAAGCAGCUGGCGAGAGUAUGUGAACACUGCUUCCAAGAGCUGCAGAAAUUAGACCACCAGGUGCCUCCCAGGACUGGAUCCCCUGGGAAUCACAAGUCUCCUUCAAGUGCCUUCUCCUCAGUCUUGCACAGUAUCCCAUCGGGAAGGAAGCAGAAGAAAAUCCCAGCCGCCCUCAAAGAAGUUUCAGCAAACACAGAAGACUCUACCAUGAGUGGCUACCUUUACAGAUCCAAGGGCAGCAAAAAGCCAUGGAAACACUUAUGGUUUGUCAUCAAAAACAAAGUACUCUAUACGUACGCCGCCAGUGAGGACGUGGCCGCUUUGGAGAGCCAGCCUUUAUUAGGGUUUACCGUCACACAAGUCAAAGAUGAGAACUCAGACUCCAGGGUGUUUCAGCUACUGCACAAAGGCAUGGUGUUCUAUGUGUUUAAGGCAGAUGAUGCCCACUCCACUCAGAAGUGGAUGGAAGCGUUUCAGGGAGGCACGAUAUUGUAGCAGUGUUGGCUUCGUUUCUGCGGGGGCACAGCUCAGCAGAGUGGAGAACCCUCCUGGAGGCGUGUAUGAUCACUGCCAACAUAAAGCCAGCCACAGCCAUUAGGAGAUAAACUGUUCCGUUAGGUAUAUACAGUUCUUAAAAACGUUUUUCAUGUAUGUUAUUUAUUAAAUUGUUGAUGUUUACUUGCUGGUCAGAAUUGUCUCUGAGACUCACUGAAUUCUAAAGUACUGUUUAGAGACGGAAGCUUACCUUAAUAACUGUAUACUGUACACUGUUGAUGUAUUGUCCACACGCCUGUCUCUGCCUUAAAUCAUGACACCUUCACUAUUGCUAAGUCUUUGCAAGUACAACACAUAUAUUAAGGAGCACAUUUCCAUACAGUGUUUGGUGUAGAAAUUACAAUUACAAAAUUGCAGGUGAAAAUGCAUAUUUUUGAAUCAUAUUGCAAUAGAGAUCCACAUAGCCAGCUUCUACCUCAGCAACUAUGAAGUGAAUCCCAGCAGUCUGCUCUGAUAACGGUAUCCCCAGCCUCACAUCCCCACCCCCACUCCCCAGUCCUGUAGGAUCUUGCUAAUUGCCAGGCUGGCCUUGAGCUAACUGUGUGACUCAGGCAAACCUUAAGCCACAGUCUUCUGCAAGUGCCUGGAGCUAAAGGUCCGCACCACCACACCCAGUCUGUAUUUAAAACUGCCAGUUGGGUAUAAAUGUGAUUUUUUUUUUUUUCUUGGUUUUCUGAGACAGAGGCUCACUCUGGAGUCCAGGCUGGCCUGGAACUCACCUGUUUGACUUCUCAAGUGCCAGGAUUACAUAUGUGUGCCACCAAGCUCCGUGAUUAAAAACAGAAUAUGGCAGCCAACAUGUUACCCAAUAUCCCUUACUAUUCUUAAGAGUUUGGAGCCCAAGUCAUUGUUUGUAUUUAUAUCUAAAAGGAUGUCAUUUUCUGUAACAUGUAUUUUAAAAGUGAUCUGAAAUGACUAUCAUAUUUUUAAAGGAAAUUUAUGCUACUUUAGAUUGUUUCCCUUGACUUUUAAAAUUUAUUCUUCCUCUCACUCUCUGCAUCCUUUGAGACCCAGUCCUUCUGUGUAGCCCAGGCUGCCCUCAUCCUCAUCCAUAGUCUUGCCUCAGCACCCAUGCAUUGGACUACCACACCAGACUGUGCCAGUCAGUGUCCCUCAGUAGGAAAAGUUCAAAUUCUUUUGUUGUUUUGUUUUGUUUGUUUGUUUUUCAAGGCAGGGUUUCACUGUGUAACAGUACUAGCUGUCCUAGAAAUCGCUCUGUAGACGAGGCUGGCCUUGAAUUCACAGAGAUCCGCCUGACUCUGCCUCUGGGAGUGCUGGGAUUAAAGGCGAGCUCCCACACCACACAGCUAUGGUUCAUAUUCUUAAUUCUGUCAUACUUACUGUUUAACAUGUAAAUCCCCUUACACAUAAAAUUGUUGAUUAGUAGCAGAAGAGUGAAGCUAACAGGCUUAAAAUUGUUUUUGUGUUUAACUAUUUUGUUGAGUGAGGCUAAACUAUCAGCCAAAAGGCAAGGUUAUCCAGAGUAUUAUAUUAAAGGAUGCAAAAGAUUUUUGCUUCUUUAUAUAGACUGAUAAUUUAUUGUGAUGUCAGCCAUUGAGAAGUAUAUCCUGAUUACUAUUUUUUCAUCUUGAACACAUUCAUGGAGCCUUUUGGAAGCCAUUUACCACAGAUAAUCUAGACCUGAGGUAAAGAUGUAGUUUUUCAUGGCCAUCUCUAGCUAUAGCAUAAUUUGAAGCCCUGUGCAAUCUCACACAACUCCACAUGCAACCUUCCUUGCCACAAGAGGUCAAUCUGUUCUUUGCAACUCAAUUUGAUUGGAUCGCAUAAAUAUUUUCCAUGUAAAUAUCUGUGUAAUAUGUGUAAUGUGUUCCUUUGGAGGCCAGGGUUAUUUAUACUUUAUAUUUCUACCUUUUGUCCUCUGAAUUCUCAACCUCUUUAAGAUUUGCUCAUAAGCUUCCAAAAGUCAGUAUUCUGAAUCAAAAAAAAAAAAACUUUUCAAAAUCAAAAUAUAAUUUAAAAUCUAAAAGUAAUUCUUUUUUUUUCAAAGUAAUUCUUAUGUGAUGAAAUUUCUGUUUAUAAUUGCUAAUUGCUUAGUCUUAUGGAAAGUGUUGGAGAAGACAAUAAACAAGCUGUCAGAUAGUUUCCCCUGAAAAUUCUAAAAAUGUGGAGUAAGACCACAUUCCUGUCCCUCCCUGAUCCCUUCAUAACCUAGUAAAUAAGGUCAGCAGUUUACUUAACCUGGCUCAUUCAAUGGCAAAUAAGAAUGUAUUUAUAAUUUGCUGUAAAACUACUUUUAAAAAAUAUUACUGAGCCCAGGGUCUCUAGGUGGACACUGUACCCAUGAGCUACCUCCAUUGCUAACAUUUAAGGGUGAGCCAUACCAGAGCAGUGGGACACGUGUGCUGGGAAACCUUGCUCAGGUCUCCCAGGUUCAGCUAGACAGUAACAUGGCAAGAUGGCAGGCUGGGCUAGGAGAGGUGAUAUUCUUGGUACCCCUAAGCAGUGCAUUCCCUCUGUCUGCAGCAGCUAAAUGCAGAAGACAUCCCCCCCCACACACACACCAUGUCCUAAGAGAAUGAAAAGGACCAUUCUUUAUAUUAUCCCGUGUUUCUGAACCUCUUUCCAUUUCCUGAUAGAAACAGUAUCAUUCUGUUUUCCCAGACUGCCCUAGUUUUUCUCCAGUAAGCUUGAUUAUGCUUGAUUAUUUAUUUACUAACAUUAAAAAAAAAGGAAGUCAGAGGACAGCAUCUUGAAAUUAUGCAUUUCUUAGCAAAAUGCAUAGAAGGCCCUGUAGGAGUGGAUGAAGCCUCCUGUUUGAGAGCCUAAUGUGAUCAUCAAGCAUGUGGGGCAUGCCUUGAGUGCACAUCUACUGUGCUGGUUGUAAUCAAAUUGCUGGGAUGUCCAGAGGUAAAUCCUAUCUCAUUGUACUGUAAGAUCCUUAAGGAUAGACCCUAUAUUUCUUCCAUCCAUUUCUCUUGGAUCUUCAGAUAUUUAGUUGAAAACAGUGAGGACAGGAUUCCCAAGGUGUUUUGAGUAGGAUUCUCACUAUUUUUCUCAAGACAGCUCAUCUGCAUCAUCCUCAGUGUGUCCCUGCCUCAAUAACAAGACUCAUUACCACUGAAAUCGUCUCCCAAGCCUGUAUUCUAGCUCAGUUCUUACACCCACUCACCUUACCAUCCUGUAAGGCCACAUCGGUGGUGUGACUAACACUCAGCUUUCUUCCCAGUCAAGCCUGUUUUCUUCUGCAAUAACAGGAGACCACAUGGAGCUCUAUAAUCUGACUAUAAAUCCCUCAUGUCCCUUCCAGCCUCGUUUUCCUGCUGUUAUAUCCCCUUUAUUUAUGGCUACUGCAGCUUUCCCUCUGAGCUGGGGCGCAGUGCAGUGACACACCACUCACCUCCUAUGCUUGAGGCUUGGGGUUCCAGUCCCUUAUCAAGAAAAACAUCCCCCCUUCAACCCCCCCAACCCAGCCCCCACCCCCGAUUUCAAUGCCUCCUUUGUGUGGUCUGUUUUAAAAUUUGCCAAAGCAAUCUGCCUAAAGCAGAAUUCUAAUUUAAUUCCCAUUCCUGUAGACUUCAGUGGCAUUCCCAGUUUGGCACAGAACAAUUCGUCCUGGAGUCCGUACGCUCGACUUGAACCCACUUUAGCCUUCCUCUGUUCAUAGUUCUCUUUGUUGUCCUGUCAGUCAGAACUGCUUCCGUAUCAUCUGACACCUCACAGUGCUGGGGAUGCUUUCUCCUUCCCUCCUCUAGGCGAGGUGUGCUCUUCCCUGUGCUCUGUAAACCCUCAGCUCAUAAACAGGCUUGCAUCGUUCUUAAGCAUUCUGUUCUUGGAAACGGCUUGGCUUGUUCACUGGAGGUUUGCCACAUCCUAAUGAGAGUGCCUUACACGCAGUAGAAAAAUGUUUGCUUGUUAACUGUCUUCUAUCUGUCCCUAAAAAGUGUCUUCAGUCCACAUACUCUGGAGCCUCUUGCCACUUUUGAUGUUAGUUUCUGAACGACAAUCUAUGGCGUUCCCCUUGUCAGAAAGGUUAGUGACUUCUAGGAAAGAAUCUUAAGGACACGAGUUUAUGUACCCCACCGCAGAGAUGGUAGUAGUUCUGACAGUAACUUGACUUCUAGGAAAAAUAAAUAAAUAAAUAAAUAAAUAAAUAAAUAAAUAAAUAAACAAACAAAUAAACAAAUAAAUAAAUAAAUAAAUGUGACAGGAGUUAAAAAAAAGUGUACAAAUAUUCUUUUUCCUUUGGGGUGAGGAGUAAAGGGAGACAACCUUCCCUUUCCUGGAGUUACUUGGCUGCCUGUGCAAACCAGUUUCAAAUACUUUUUAAAUGCCUUUGAAUGGUUUUCUCAACACUUUUUUACUUAAAGUGAUAAUGGUUUGUAUCUUAUUGUUCAUAUAAAGAUCACUUAUAAAUAAACUAGCAUUGUAAAUAAUGUUAAUAUGUAUUAUAAUUUAUACAAAAUAAAUGUACUAUAAUGUC